AAAAAUAUAACUACAAAAAACACAAUGACUUUUGAAUCGGUGUUAAUAACGGGCGCCAAUCGUGGCAUUGGUCUGGAAUUAGUGCGACAACUGUUGGCCAACACCGGCACCGAUGGCGGGCCCACACAUGUGAUCGCCACUACACGACAGGCCACUAAUCCAGCGUUAGAUGAGCUCCGGGACCGACACUCAAACCUACAUGUCUUACAACUGGAUGUCAGUUACCCUGAGUUUGCCAAACGUGUAGAAGCCCUGUUGGACGGGAGAGGGUUAGAUAUUCUGAUCAAUAACUCUGGUAUAAUGGAUCGGACAAGUCUAGCUGAAGUGACCAUGGAACAAAUGAUCGACAGCUAUCACGUUAAUGCCCUCGCACCAUUUAUGCUUAUUAAAGUUUUGUUACCACUACUCAAAGCUAGCUCAUUAACACGUAAAACCAUGGCCAACAUACCGCCAAAAUCACCUAGUCCCUAUCCAUAUCGGUCUAGUAAAUCGGCGUUCACCAUGAUCAGCCAAUGUUUAGCUGCUGAUUUAAUCGAUGACGAUAUUACUGUGCUCAACAUCAACCCUGGUAACGUAAAUACUUAUGGUGGCGAUCCGAGCGUUACUAUUGAUAUUGAAACUAGUGGUCGCGCAAUAUUGAACUUAAUAAUGGACUACAAGUCAGUGUUGAUUACGGGCGCCAAUCGUGGCAUUGGUCUCGGAUUAGUGACCGCACUGUUGGCCAAACCCAAUGGCGGGCCCACACAUGUGAUCGCCACUACACGACAGGCCACUAAUUCGGCGUUAGAUGAGCUCCGGGACCGACACUCAAACCUACAUGUCUUACAACUGGACGGUAAAAGUUAUGAAACUUUUGCCGCGUUGGCCGUAAAAGUGGCCGCAAUUGUGGGCGAUAUGGGGUUGGAUUGCCUGAUGAACAACGCGGGCAUUGCUAUCAAACAACAUUUGGCCGACAUUACAGCGCAGGGCAUGAUUGAAAACUUUGAGGUUAAUUCAGUUUCACCAUUGAUGCUGACAAAAGCAUUGUUACCUCUGCUCAAGUACCCGUUCAAAGCCUAUUAUCCGUACCAAACAAGUAAAGCUGCACUCAAUAUGAUCACAAAAUGCCUAUCGGUCGACCUUAAAGCACAUGGUAUACAAGUGAUUGGACUUCACCCUGGUCAUGUCAAAACAGAUAUGGGUGGGCAGGAGGCACCAUUAGAUGUAACCCAAAGUGUUUCAGCCAUAUAUAAAGCUAUAGCUGGUAUAACCGAUGAUAAUACGGGCAAAACUCUUAGUUUUGAUGGCAGUGUUGUACCGUUUUAA
This is a messenger RNA of Medioppia subpectinata, 1305 nucleotides long. The record is from the annotation of a GenBank genome assembly. Lineage: Eukaryota; Metazoa; Arthropoda; Arachnida; Sarcoptiformes; Oppiidae.